Molecule: messenger RNA, 336 nt
Organism: Cladocopium goreaui
Lineage: Eukaryota; Dinophyceae; Suessiales; Symbiodiniaceae
Source: the annotation of a GenBank genome assembly
AUGGUUUUCCGUAUCGAUUGUCAAGAUGCAUCGCUGGACCGAAAGUUCAAACUGUGGGAUGCGCAGCAUUUGUGCGGCCACCUGACAUACGAAUCAUACGAGCAGUCUGACCAUCUCAGAGGUGAAGGGUCACAUGUUGACAGCUUCGUUCUGGAGAAAGGCGAUUUGGUUCAAUUUCGAUGUAUUCUAUUGCCGCUAAACUUAUCUUCGCAUUCCGUAUUCCAUGGGAUAAUGAACGUGGCAUUUGUUGAGGAAAAGGAGACUGUGGCGGAGGAACACAUCAUAGCAUUCGAGUUGGUUCUACCAGAUGAUGAAUGCCGCGCAGCUGUAGCCUAG